Molecule: messenger RNA, 1593 nt
Organism: Hymenoscyphus albidus
Lineage: Eukaryota; Fungi; Ascomycota; Leotiomycetes; Helotiales; Helotiaceae
Source: the annotation of a GenBank genome assembly
UUCCUCCCCCGCCAUAGGAAGCUAUCGAAGCUUCAGCCUUACUCGAGUAUCGCCUUCUCAAACAAUUGCGCAUGCCAGACCAUCUGUGAGAAAUCCGAUUCCACCACAUCACAUCCAAUUCGCCAAAUCCCAAACUCAAGAUGGCAUCUCCAAAGAUUGCCGACGCUCUGAAGCAGAUCUCUGCGUCACCAGAUAAACCACAAGGCUACGAAACUCUCCUCUCCCAAGUCCACCUAGCAUCCACACCCGAACAGCUGCCAGGAGACCUCAUCGCCAUUAUCGACUCCAUAUUUGCAGAUUCCCUGGGAAUCGUAGCAACACGAGCGCUCUGCGGAACAUUUGUACAAAAGCUCAAGACGGUUUCCAGCAACGAUACGAAGGUCACAGUCGGUAGCCACGCCCUCGAAAUCAUCCAAGCUCAAGCAUCCUCCUUCGAAGAACAAAAUGCGCAAAUCAGAGAGCUUAUGGCAUCCGCCUAUGAAGACGACGAGGAUUACCAAGCCGCUGCCAGAGUUCUAGCUGGUAUUCCCCUUGAGUCGUCGCAGCGCAAAUGGACAAACGAGGAUAAGGUCAAGUUCUGGAUCCGAAUUACACGAAACUACCUCGAAGUAGACGAUACGACUUUGGCAGAGCAAUACCUGAAUAAAGCCAAGAAUCUCAUCUAUACCGUCGAAGAUAAUGAUCUCAAUUUACAUUUCAAGUUGUCCCAGGCACGAAUUCAAGAUGCUCGACGUAACUUUUUGGCUGCCACUCAGGGUUAUCAAGAUAUUAGUAUCAUGCCAGUUGUUACAGAGGACGAACGUUUGCAUACUUUGAGUAUGGCUAUUAAAUGUGCUGUUCUGGCGCCGGCGGGACCACUUCGCAGCCGUGCGUUGGGAAGAUUAUACAAGGAUGAGCGAGCGGCUACCUUGGAGGAAUACCCGAUACUUGAAAAGAUGUUUCUAGAUAGAUUGUUGUCGCCAGAGGAAGUCGCAAAGUUUGCUGAGGGAUUAGCACCACAUCAACUUGCAAAGACGUCGGAUGGCAGCACUGUGUUGGCAAAAGCUGUGGUUGAACACAAUUUGAGAGGCGCAUCUAGAAUGUACAACAACAUCGGGUUUGACGCUCUUGGAUUGUUGCUUGGAUUAGAUGCAGACAAGGCGGAAGAUACUACUGCUCGGAUGAUUGAGCAGGGUCGUUUGGUUGGUAGAAUUGAUCAGGUUGAGAGAGUUAUUUGGUUUGAGGGUGGUGAGGCUACUGGCGAGAAGGGUAGUGGACGAGCAGAAGGCGUAGUUGGGAAAGAGCUGAGACGAUGGGAUGCCAAUGUUCAAGGUUUGACGGAAGAGGUCGAAAAGGUGACUUCGGAACUACAGUUACGAUAUCCCGUGAGUCUCCCUAAACUAUACCGCGGGACCAAAUACUAAUACGAUGAUGAUAGGACUUUGUUGUGGCACAUUUGGUAGUUUAAUUGAUGACGAUAAAUUGUUUUAGGAGUUGGGGAAAUCAUGAUGCAGCCAUGAAAAGACAUGACUUGGGCAUAGUAAUGGAGUUAACGAAGAAAUGAAUAGCAUGAGAGCCGAAAGAAAAACCACUACACGAAUUAAAACAGUCUCA